AUGCCACCAAAGGCACUUCCACCAGCACACCACGUUGACAUAGAUCCCAGCAAUAGCAGGCCCCUUGGCCCUCCACUCAAGCUUACCCAUGCGGAAGAGCUUGGUGCAGUUAUGGCGUACCUCACGAACCUGGGCGCCAAUGCAAUGAUCCCCGUCUCCAUUGACCCAACAAUACCAGUGGACCCGCAGCUCAUUCUUGAGUUUAACACACGUAGUCCACGGGCACGGGAAGAAGUCAAAUCGCUAGUUGCUGAUACCUGGGCUGCCAACCCAGUUGUUGUGAUCUCAGAGGUGCGUUCCUCGCGUCAACCUGCAUCGAAGACAGUCAAAGCUAUCUUAGAGGAUCUUGAUCUUUCACCGUUACCCAUCGAAAUGGACGUUGACUUGCGAUCUGAUGGUGAACGACUAAGGAGACUCAUGUAUCGGCUUACGCGCUCAAAAUCGGUGCCUAUCGUACUUGUCGGCGGCAAGGCGAUAGGCACGGUUGACGAAUUCGAGAAGCAACAUGCAAAUGGACAACUACAUAAGAAGAUCCUCGCCGCUGGGACCAAAAUCCGAGCGGGGAAGUCCAAGAAGAUGCGUUAA
Molecule: messenger RNA, 585 nt
Organism: Cantharellus anzutake
Lineage: Eukaryota; Fungi; Basidiomycota; Agaricomycetes; Cantharellales; Hydnaceae
Exons: 3
Coding region: 1-585 (194 amino acids)
Biological process (GO): cellular response to oxidative stress
Cellular component (GO): Golgi lumen; cis-Golgi network; cytoplasm
Molecular function (GO): glutathione disulfide oxidoreductase activity
Source: RefSeq, a predicted model, not a curated record